ACUGAACACCCGUCUAUAACCGGACAACUACUGGUUGAUUUAUUUUGGGAAAAGAGAGGGAGAGUACCUGCACCUUUAUGUUAGCGGGCGAAUCCGAAAAUAUAAGCCAUGGCGACACUGUCGAGAAAGAACAGUAUUGAUUCUAUGAAGUUAUCAAUGGAGUUACAAAAACUGAACGCAAAACUUGAGGAUAGAAUUUCCGUGAUUGAGCACAAAAAGAGUGGGAUAAAUAUGACGAUAGCUUCUCAUGCAACACCCAUAUAUCUCCAGAGGAGGGGUAACAAAGACUAUCUAAAUUCCUUCGACAUUGUGCAAACCAACGACGAGCCUCGUUCCCGGGCAGCAAGUUUCGGAAAGGCGGAAUCGGUUCAAUCCCUGAGGAGAAAAAUCAAAGACUUGUCGACUCCUAGAGAUAAACCGGAAGACGAAUAUGCGCACUGUGUUGGUUCGCAUAUCUCAUCCACAAGAGGAAUUCAUAACUGUGAAACUUGCUCUGCCCUAAGUAGAAUUAAUCCAAGGGGGCGCCGUAUGUCACUUCCUGCGACUCUUGUUCACGUAAAACCAAUUAUGAAACUAAAAUGUGUGACAUCAAAUUCAAGUUCAUCCUCAAGUUUGAAUUCAUCUCGAGGAAACUUGACAGGGUCCAACAAGGUCCCGGAAACGUUUGAUACGGAAGAAAUCGACAUACAUCUGCGCAAAGUGAAACGCGAGCUUGGGAAGCGGAAACCAAAGUCAAUGUCAGAGUUACGUGCAGACAUGACGACGACUUAUCAGCACCGAAGGGAGUUGGAGCAGGUUGAAAAUGAGAUCAUCGAUGAUAUGAUGCGGUCUCUGGAUGACAAAUAUUACAAAGAACUAGAAGGAUGUCGGUAUCUCAGACAUCAUGGCAGUCUGACCAACAAGGUGUUGUCGGUGGAAGAGAUAUUCCAUCAGUCGUAAAUCCACAUCAAAAUCACACAUAUAUACAUGUACACUGUCAGCACAUGAUUUCAUAUCCCAAACGAUCUAAUCCAUUCAAAUGAUUGGAACAAAUUCUAGUGUCCAAAAGGGCAUUUCAAAAUGGUUUCGUCAACCUCUUUUCAUUCGGAAAACUUUAAACCAGUGUAAAGAAAAUAUGAAUUUAGCUGUUCAAGGAAAUUCAAUCGUAACGAAUUCCGAACAAGCAUGUUAUAUGACAUUCAGGUUUGCUUCGCCCUUCAAAUCAACAUUAUCGAAGGACGAUAAUUAAAAUCUGCCCUUAGAUCCAUACUAUCAACCAAAUGUAGGAGCAAUGAAAUGCUGCCCUCUGGUUUAUUCUACCUUAUCGUUGCCCGAUUCAGGUAUUUAUUAGCCAAGUGAUAUUCGCCGCAGACAUACUUCAUCACCCAUGAAUUUACGUUGAAGCAGUCUUGAAUCAGUCCUGAAUUCAUAUUGUCGAACAAAGGCAGACACCCCACCAGUGUUCAAUGUACCAUCCAGCAAUGCUUAUAUAUUUCAAUACGAUGUUCAAACUAACUACAUGUAGUUCUACGU
Molecule: messenger RNA, 1512 nt
Organism: Pecten maximus
Lineage: Eukaryota; Metazoa; Mollusca; Bivalvia; Pectinida; Pectinidae
Exons: 2
Coding region: 109-939 (276 amino acids)
Source: RefSeq, a predicted model, not a curated record